Molecule: messenger RNA, 1653 nt
Organism: Phycomyces blakesleeanus NRRL 1555(-)
Lineage: Eukaryota; Fungi; Mucoromycota; Mucoromycetes; Mucorales; Phycomycetaceae
Exons: 6
Coding region: 1-1653 (550 amino acids)
Source: RefSeq, a predicted model, not a curated record
AUGUCCAAUAAUCAAAAGAAAGAAAGUUAUGUUAUCUGCAAAUGUCCAGACUGUACAAAGUUGGAUAGCUGUGAAAAGAAACAGAAAAGACAAAAUGCACAACGAUACUAUGAGAAACAUAUAGUGCCUGUUGCCAAAGACGAUGCAAUGGAUGUUCCUGAAGAACAUUUUGACAACAUGGAAGUAGAUAGUAUUGACAGUGACAAUGACAAUGAUUAUGAUUACAAGAACGAAGGCAAAGGCAAAUAUGAAGACGAAAAUGAAGAACAAAACAUUGAAUUUGAUCAAGAAGAAGAGUCCAUCUUUACUGCCGAAGAUACAAUUACCGGAGCAUUUGUGGUUGAUGGCGAUGAAAUUGAAGAAGGCGAUACUGGUUUUGAUUUUGAACAAGAAGAAAACUUUGAUGAGACCAGUGGGACCUCAAUAGUAGAAUCAGCUCGUCCUUCGUCUUUUGAUAACAUGCCCUUGUAUAUUUGCUUUGUUGCAGUAUUCAUUGUCAUAUUUCACUCGAUCUUUUUGGUGGAAAGUGGUAGAUUGAUUCUCGUUGAAUUUUGUAAUACUCUACUGUCUCUCUGUGAUAUGUCUGGCGCCCUUCCACUGACGAUCAAUAGCUUGAAGCAUAAAACAGGAUUUAACAUGGCAAAAGACAGAAUGACAGUAUACAUUGCAUGCUCACAAUGGCAUUCAAUUUAUCCUCCAGAAACAAGUCAAAGAGUCUGUACAUUUAAGAAAUUCUCUCAAUCCACCAUUUGCAACAACAAUCUCUUUAAAGUGUCAACCAGAAAUUGUUCUCUUCCAGCAAUGAUAUAUCCAUUCAACUCUCUGAAGUACGCCUUGCAACAAAAAUUCUCCAAGCCAGAUUUUGUGUGCAAGAUCAAUUUGUGGAGAAAUCGCCAAAAAAUUGAAAAUACCAAACUUGACAUUUUCGAUGGUGCAGUUUGGAGUGAUAUUAAAGACAUCAAUGGCAGACGACGAACACAUUCCAGUGAUGCAAUAUAUCUCUCUAUCAAUAAUCUCCCACGGAGUGAACGCCUUAAGUCUGAAAAUGACAUUCUUGUUGAUAUGAUGCCUGGGCCAAAGGAAGCAAGCACUGACAGCAUGAAUCAUUACUUGAAGCCGCUCAUUGACAAAUUGUUGGAGAUGUACAUUGGUUUAGAAAUGACAGACUUACAGAAUAGAAAGAUUGUUGUUUGUGCUGAAUUGAUGUGUAUUGUCUGUGAUAUCCCUGCCACUUGCAAAGCCUCUGGAUUUACUGGCCACAUGAGCACAUGCGCCUGUCACAAAUCAAAUGCAUUGAACAAUACUGAGCAAACACAUCUGAAAAAAGAAAAUGGCACUUGGUGGUCAGAGAUUCAUUUGUUAUCUUACUUUGACCCAGUCUGCGUUACAGUUAUAAACCUGAUGCAUAACCUCUAUCUUGGAACUGCAAAGCAAAUGAUUCAGAUAUGGCACAAGUGUAACUACAUCAAUGAAAAGAGUCAGUUAACUAUGCAAGAGCUUGCCAAUGGUAUUGUUGUAUCUUGUGGAUAUGUGCGUAUAACAAAGAAGAUUGCUGAUGGUUUUUCAUUAAUGAAAGCUGACAAGUGGAAGUCGUGGUGCGUCAUAUACUCUCCAUUUAUUUUGAAGCAUGUAUUCCCUGCCAAGAAUCUCUAA